Messenger RNA from Bradysia coprophila, 1567 nucleotides. It is a transcript of the gene Uba4, whose product is annotated as Ubiquitin-like activating enzyme 4. The record is from RefSeq and is a predicted model, not a curated record. NCBI's taxonomy places the organism in Eukaryota, Metazoa, Arthropoda, Insecta, Diptera, Sciaridae. Gene Ontology annotation, cellular component: cytoplasm; cytosol. Gene Ontology annotation, molecular function: adenylyltransferase activity; thiosulfate-cyanide sulfurtransferase activity; URM1 activating enzyme activity. Gene Ontology annotation, biological process: protein urmylation; tRNA wobble position uridine thiolation.
ACGAUGUGCGAUGUAUGCGAUGACGGCGGUGCCAGACAAACGUUGACAGUACAUGUGUGGAGUGUUUGUUUUGGUUUUUGAAUCGAGAUUGAUCAUGAACUCAAAUGUGGAACAAUUACGAAAAGAUAUCGCGGCACUGCGCCAAGAACUCGACACUAAAGAGAAAUUGCUACAGAAAAUUCAAUUGUCCGAAACGACGACCAGCAAGGCCGAACUCAAUAAAAUUGAAAUCGGUCGCUACAGCAGACAGUUAAUCCUGCCAGAAAUCGGUGUAACCGGCCAACUAAAAUUGAAAUCUUCUUCGGUCCUUGUUGUCGGUUGCGGUGGGCUUGGGUGUCCAGCUGCUACGUAUUUGGUUGGAGCAGGGAUCGGUCACAUUGGACUUGUCGAUUACGAUACCGUUGAACUAAAUAAUUUACAUCGGCAGCUGUUGCACAGUGAAAGAGCCAUUGGUGUCAUGAAAUCAGAAUCAGCUAAGAAUUCUCUAUCGCGAUUAAAUUCAACGGUCAAAAUUUCAACUCACAACGUGCCACUGAACAGCGAGAAUGCACUGAACAUCAUCGCUGAUUAUGACAUCGUUCUGGAUGCGACUGAUAAUGUUGCGACUCGUUAUCUCCUCAAUGAUGCUUGCGUUCUCGGUCGAAAACCUCUAGUUUCUGGAAGUGCAUUGCAGUUCGAGGGUCAAUUGACACUAUACAAUCACAAAUCGGGUCCCUGUUACAGAUGCAUUUUCCCAACGCCUCCUCCACCGGAAACAGUCACCAAUUGCGGAGAUGGCGGUGUUAUUGGAGCAGUACCGGGUGUAAUCGGUACUCUUCAAGCAUUGGAAGCCAUCAAAUUGAUUUUAUCGUUGGAUGGUGUCUUGUCUGGUCGUCUACUCUUAUUCGAUGGAACCCAGACCUCAUUUCGAACAGUAAAACUUCGUGGGAAACGUGAAAAUUGUGACAUUUGCUCAGACACUCCGAAGAUUACCAAGCUCAUCGACUACGAACAAUUUUGCGGCAUGAAAGCGUCCGACAAAGACACCAACUUGAAUGUGUUGGACCGUGGUGAUCGUAUAACUGUUGAACAGUACCGAGCGAUUGUGGACGAACAGCUGGAACACAUUUUAAUCGAUGUUCGGAGUUCAAACGAAUUCGCUAUUUGCAGCCUACCAAAUUCGGUCAACAUUCCAAUCAAAGACAUUUUGAGCGACAGAACAUUUCCCAGCAUAGUGGAGAAUUUGAAGUCGAAAGAGAAGUUGCCGAUUUUCGUGGUGUGCCGUCGGGGUAACGAUUCGCAACUAGCAGUGAAACGGUUUAAUGAAAUCGUUGAAAAUGGAGUUCAAGCUAAAGAUCUCGUCGGCGGAUUACAUUCUUGGGCUGAAUCGGUGGAUCAAUCAUUUCCGGUAUACUGAUGCCGAAUGGUGGUUUAUAUUGUUAGAUGUUAUAACGGGAUGUUGGGGCUGGGUUUUCAUUAGCAAUAAAUAUUCCCAAUUUGAUAAGCUGAAAAUUAUUUUUUAUUAAAUGCAUGCGUGUCCUAUGCGUACGUAUAUAUUACUCAUUAGUAGAAAAGGUAGAAAAUUACA